AUGAAUCUCUUUUCAAUAUCGUUUAGUAUUUUCUGUCUAUUUCUAGUUUCAAAUGCACAAUAUGAUGCCGCCUUGAGAGUGCUGCCAUUUCUUUCCAAUCCUCUUCAUCUAACAUCAAGUUUGAAUCGGCAAUGUUUUGAAGAGACAAAAUUAUUCAUUGAUUCUCUGAAAGAAAUUGCAAAGGUUACAGCGGAUUGUCUGAAGUUUCGAAAUUGUACACUGAUUGAACUAACUUCAGUUCAAGAUAAUGUGUUUGCUCUUCAACAGCUUGAUGCAUUUGGAAAGCUACCACCAGAUAUUCUUGACAUCAAUACAUUUUUCGAAGGAUCUUAUGCUGAAUGCCAGAAAGUCAGCGGAAAAAAGUACACGACAAGCUACAGUUAUAUUGUUACUUACAUCGGAGACAAUGUUACAUGUGAUCCUAAAACCCAUGAGCACGUAACUCCUCGAUUCGCAGUUUGCAUGCCUUCAUCUUGCAGUGAAAGUGAUCUUGUUGAGAUUUUCAAUCAAAUUAUUUCAUUUCCAUUGACCACUUGCCAAGCAUUUAAAUCUGGUAUUAAAGUUGAAAAGAAAUGGGCAUUUUGGGCAUUUUCGGUGUUCAUGGCACUCAUAGUUUCUUUAGUUGUUUCUGCAACGUUUGUAGAUUAUUUUCGAGAAAAGGAAAUAGGAAUGUCUGCGGUGAACGAGCAUGCAUAUGUCCUUCGAUCCUUUCUCUCAUUUUCUCUUUGGAGCAACGCAGAACUUAUUUUGUCAGUAAAAGAGCACAAACCUCAUCAUAUUCGGUCUUUAGACUGUAUCCGUGCUCUAACAAUUCUCUGGAUUGUCUUCGCUCACACCUAUAAUUUUAAAUUUCCUUACAACAACGUUGGCAGCUCUACGGACUUUAUUGAGAAUCUGUCAAUUUCAAGACAGUUGGUUUUGAACUCUUAUUUCUCAAUAGACACAUUAUUUGUUCUGUCCGGAAUCACAGAGGCUUACAUAUUCUUUUGGAAUAAACCAAAAUACGGGACUAUUUUGAAACCUUGGACAUGGAUUUAUUACUAUGCUCAUAGGUACUUGCGGUCAGCGCCUGCUUUGAUGACGUUUAUCGGAUUUUUUACAAUUUAUGAAAAAUUCAUUCAAGGUCCAUUUAUGGCUUCUGAAAUGAAUGUUCUCACCAAAGAAGCUGAAAUUUGUGAGUCCAAUUGGUGGAAAAACGCAUUGUACAUCAAUAAUUUUGCCGGCGAUGAAAGUUGCUACCGUAUCACUUGGCUUCUGGCAGUUGACACUCAACUUUUCUUAAUUUCUCCAAUUAUUCUCAUCACAUUAUUUUUUACUAUAACAGGCGGAGUGAUUCUUAUAUUUGGUGGAUGCGUUCUCAGUGUCUUCGUUGAGUAUUUCUUAUUUGGAAUAUUCGAAUUACCGGCUGAUUUUAUUGGAAAUGGCCAUCACGAGCUCUUCCGAUCAGUAGUCUAUGAAAUGCCAUGGACAAGAGUUCCGUCUUUUUUCAUUGGAAUUUUUGUUGGUUACUUUCUGGCAACGUUCACAAAAACUCGAUUGAAGUUUCAUUGGAGUGUUACAAUUUUUGGAUGGGUUGUGGCUUCAGGAAUAGCUGUUUGGUGUCUCUGGGGUAAUUACUCAUAUGAUUCUGGAAAUCAUUGGAGUAUUUACCAAAGGGCUACUUACUUCAAACUUCUCCAAAGUUGGCUGGUCGUUUUUCGUUUCAUGGGUUAUCAUUGCCAACCAUUAUGGAUGGGGUGGACCAAUUUGUAGUUUUAUGUGUCAUCCAAUUUGGCAGCCAUUUGGAAGGUUAUCCUAUUGUGCUUACAUUGUUCAUCGAAUAGUCUUAUUUUGGUUUUUCAAUUUAGAUGGAAUUAAUCCCCAUGCAUAUUCGACAAUGCAAAUGUUUGUCUUCUAUUCUAUUCCUGGAACUCUACUCUCCUACGCUUUUGCAUUUUUCUGGAGCUCAUUAUUUGAAGUUCCCGUUGCAAAAAUUGAAAAGAUAUUCUUGAAACCCAUUUCGGUAUAUCGAGGAAAAUCGACUCAAGCGAUUGAAACAAUCCGUGUCAGACGAAGUGCAAUGAGUUGA
Caenorhabditis elegans is the source of this 2068-nucleotide messenger RNA. The record is from the annotation of a RefSeq genome assembly. Lineage: Eukaryota; Metazoa; Nematoda; Chromadorea; Rhabditida; Rhabditidae.